UUUUUAUUUCCGGUUUUGAAGCUAGCCUUUUAGCUCAUGGUUUAGCUGUGUCUGCGGAAAUAUUUCCAGUUUUUAAUGAAAGUAUCCUCGGAUAACUUGCAAUCUUAUGGAAAUCUCCAGGAAGCAACGACCGAACUCCCAAAGAAUCGAUGCUCAACGACAACAUGCCUGUGAGGAGGAUGAGGAUGAAUGGCAGCACUGUCGCCAGGAGAGACACUCCAGUCUGGACCAAGCAGAUCCAGAAUCUCCACAGAUCAAAGAGGAAGUGUUCAGCGAUCAGGACGAAGAGGAGCUGCUCCCGAAUCAAGAGGAUGUUGUGAAGGUGGAGUUCAAGACCGAAAGUGAAGAAGCAUCUGAGGACGAUGCUCCACAACUUUGUUUACGCAUUCAGCAAGAAGAGGAGGAGGAAGUCGAGGAAAGGAGCUUCAGUGAGGAGGAACCAGAGCUUCUGCAGAUUAAAGAGGAGCAGGAAGAGCUUUGUAUCAGUGGGGACAAGGAGCAGUUGGAACUGAAGCAGGAGACUGAUGCCUCCAUGGUUACUGGGUAUGAUCAGGAAAAGAUGGACUUCAAAUCAGAACCAUGUGAGAGCCCAGUUCCGAUCCGAGACAGUGAUUUUGUGACAGUCAUCCUGGACAGUCCUUCACAUGAGAGCUCACAUUCCUGCGACACAUGUGGAAAAGUCUUUGCUCAACGUCGCAGUUUGAUAACUCACAUGAGAAUACACACAGGUGAGAAGCCCUACUCGUGUGAUACAUGUGGAAAAAGGUUCCUGGAAUCGUCAACGUUAACUGUCCACAAGAGAACGCACACAGGCGAGAAGCCCUACGUUUGUGAUACGUGCGGAAAAAGUUUUAGUCAGAGUUGCUACAUGGCUGUGCAUAGGAGAACACACACAGGUGAGAGGCCUUAUUGCUGCAAAACAUGUGGAAAGUCCUUCUCUGCCUCCUACAAGCUGACUGUCCAUAACAGGAGUCACACCGGCGAGAGGCCCUAUUCCUGUGAAAUAUGUGGUAAAGACUUUCGGGACAGUUACGGCAUGACCAAACACAUGAAGACUCACACAGUCGAGAGGCUGUUUUCCUGCAAAAUAUGUGGGAAAGGGUUCAAUCAAAGCAGAUAUCUGGCUGUUCAUAUGACCAUUCACACAACUGAAAAGCCUUUUUCUUGUGAAAUAUGCCAAAAAACGUACAGCUACGCUUACAUUCUGACUAAGCACAUGAGGACUCACACAGGUGAGAGGCCUUUUUCAUGUGAAACCUGUGGAAAAAGUUUCUAUGAUUCUUCUUCGUUAACAGUCCACAUGAGAACGCACACGGGUGAAAAGCCUUUUUCCUGCGAGAUAUGCGGAAAGGGUUUCAGUGCAUCUUCCAGACUAACCAUACACAUGAGAACACACACAGGUGAAAAGCCUUUUUCCUGUGAGAAAUGCGGAAAAAGCUUCAGCCACGGCCAGAGUUUGACCGUGCACAUGAGGACACACACGGGUGAGAGGCCUUUUUCCUGUGAUAUUUGUGGAAAAUCAUUCAGCCUAAAGAGUUAUUUGAAAGUCCACAAGAGAACUCACACAGGUGAGAAGCCCUUCUCUUGUGAAAUAUGCAAAAAGGCUUUCAGCCACGCUUGCAGUUUAAACAUUCACAUGGAGUCUCACACAAUUGAGAGGCUGCAUUACUGUAAAGUAUGUAAAAAAGGCUUUAAUCAAAGGACUGCUUUGACAGACCACAUGAAAUCACACAAAUGAAAUCAACUUUUUUUCCAAGGAAAAGCAGUUUUAAUGUAUAUUCUCUAUACAGUUGACAAUUACACAUAAAACACAAAAUGAAUAUGUUUAUUGAUUUUGAUUUGUGUGAGAAUUUUGUGUUUUUAAAGAAAAACAGUAGUACUAUUUGCUGCUUUUGUGUGUUAACAUCUCCCCUAAUGUCUUGAGACAAAACAUUAACAAAUUUGAGAUUUACCAUUAAACAUGUAUCAAGGUUCAGACAUUUUUUAAACUAAAGUUUAGCUUUAGUUUUGCAUCUGCAAAUGAGAAUAUAAUCACCCAUCUAUCCAUUUUCUUAACACAGUUUCCCUUUUGGGGGCUACCGGCCUGUCAGUCUAACCAGGCUACUGUUGGACAAAGCCAGGUCCCCCAUGAACAGGUCGCCACCCUCGCAAACAUAGAGUUCAUAAAGGUGCCUGAAUUCUGUGAACAUCCUCACCAUUUUUUGGCUUUCAUUUAAAGUCUUUUUUGUGUGUGUACAUUUAUUAAUAUGGGCUUCAUGAAAAAAAUUCUAGAUUUGAUUGGAAAACCAAGAAUUUAGGAUUCUUCUAUUUUAAAGAAUGGCAUUUUUCUUUCUUAUUUGCAAGUCAUAAUACACAGCCUUUGUGAUGUUAAAGCGUCUUCAAUUCAUUUCAAUUUUAACAUGAAACUAAAACAGUUGUAUUAGGUGGACAAAAAAAAUUAACUGUUUGUUUUGGACUGGAAACGUAUUUCUGAUAAUAAAAAUCUUGCACAUUU
Molecule: messenger RNA, 2494 nt
Organism: Oryzias melastigma (Indian medaka)
Lineage: Eukaryota; Metazoa; Chordata; Actinopteri; Beloniformes; Adrianichthyidae
Product: zinc finger protein 2
Exons: 3
Coding region: 107-1738 (543 amino acids)
Source: RefSeq, a predicted model, not a curated record